GUGCGCAUGUGAGUUGCAGUGUGUGUCAGGUCAGUAUACGUGUUGCACUGUAUGUUCGCUAGAGUACAAAAAAUAGAACUUUGGAAAUAGACUAUAAAAACAAAAUCGUUAAAAUUUACAUAAAUUCAGAUGUGAGAUUUGCCUGUAUUUUAAAAUCACAAUUCAAAUAAUUUGUUUUGAUUCAAUUUCGAAGCAUAUAGGUGUUUAUUUAAAACUGCUAACUUCUAAACUAAUAAAAAUCUUCUAGUAUUUUAACGGUAGCCCAAACAGUGUUACGUUUUGUUUAAAGCUGAGACAGAAUUUGUAAGAUAUGCACGACAUUCGACACACGUAUACUAGCUCAAAUGACAAAACCCUCAGAUUACUAGAGAAAUAGUUUACCGUGUUCAAUUAAAAAUUACCAGAUGCUAUACAAAUAGCUGGGCUGUAAUUUGCAUAAAGUGUGGAACUGCAUGGUAGAAUGUAACAAAAUAGUUAUAAUUAAACUCAGACUUUAGUUUCAUAUCUGUACAUCGCCCUAGCUGUUCAGGCUCCGUUGGAAUUAUUCCAACGAAUUGUUUAGUUGCUAACUUCGUUCACCCGGGGUACGCGGUAUAAGGAUAACGACUUUACCUGCGUCAGUUAGGCUUUGCAUUGAUGCAACAGAACUGCAGGUUGGGAACAAACUUUUUACAUUGCUUCUAUGUUAAAAGUAUAUCAAAGAAAUUAAGCAGCAAGUUAAAUUUGGUUCACGUUUAGGCCUAUACAAUUUUAAUAAACCACCUAUGUUAGCAUGUAUAGUUUAUUGUCAGUUUGUCAAAAGUUAAACCAAAUGUCAUUUUAGAUUGUAAUAAUACCUAAACGUAUUGUUCAGUUUAAUUGUUCAGGGGGUUAGAAAUUGUAUUUAUUAGUCGAAAUGAAUUAUGAACAUAAUCCGAACGAAGCGCUUGAUUUAUCGAUACGUGGACGGAACUCUUUGAUACCGAGACCAAACUUUUCACUUUUGCAUAACUUUAACUAUCCGCAAUUAUUGCAACAGCCACCAGAGAAAGAAGAAGCGUUGAACUUGAGUAUUAACCGAUGUUCGAAACCUAAGAGCGGUCGACAUCAUUGUGGUUGGUGUGAAUACUCCAGUGUUCAUAAGCAUUGUGUGGUACAACAUGAACGCACCCACACUGGUGAGAAGCCAUACCGAUGUACAGUAUGUGGAAGGCAUUUCACACUUUCAGGAAACCUUGCCCGGCACAUGCGAACCCACACCGGUGAGAAACCUUACAAAUGUGAUUUCUGUGACCGAAGGUUUACACAAGACAGUGACAUGCGCACACAUGCACGAACCCACACCGGGGAAAGACCAUUCAAAUGCCCGAUCUGUGGCAAGAGCUUCAAUCAAUCUGGGCACAGAGCGGCGCAUAUACGUACUGUGCAUGAACGUUGCCAGCCUUAUCAAUGCGUGGUUUGCGAAAGAAAGUUUGGUAUAUUAUCCAACCUGCGUCAACAUAUGCGCACACAUACGGGCGAAAGACCUUUCAACUGCUAUAGCUGCGACAAAAAGUUCGCCAAAGCUGCCACACUUCGGCUGCACGAGAAAACGCACCCAGGAUCCGUAAGCUGCUCCACAAAUUACACAGAUUCAAAGCGUUGACACACGACGCUAUACACGACGCUUUCUCGUAAACUUCAGAAAAACUUAAAGUUCAAUGGAUUCAAGAAAAGUUAAAGUUCAAUGGAUUACGUAACUUUAAACUUGAAUUAUGUUUUCAUGCAUACCUUUGCGUGCGGGAAAUAUUAUGGAAAUAAAAUAUUACAAUGGCGAAGAAAAGAGACUAGUUACACUAUAAAUAAAGUUUGGGGUAAGAUGGGAUACCGUAAGCACCUUAGGAUGAUCAAACAGAAUGAAACCUGUCCUUUCUUACCCCACACCUCCUUUUUUCAAAUUUUUGCGUAAAAUAGGGUAAAUAUGGAACGCUUAACGAUUUUGCGUGUCAUCCUUGCGCAGGGGCCAUGCUAAUCGUCUUUUAUAUGCUCACUUUUUCUAGCAUAUGUAUAUUCAUUUCACAUUAUCUGCAUGGUCUUUGCGCACGUUUAUUUCUUGAUAUAGAAUAUAUGUUGGAACUCGGAAGCAAAGAACGACGAUAACAACGGUUGUGCUGCUAAUAAUAUACGAAUUCUAACCGAGAUAAUUACAACGUAAAAAAUAAAACUAAAGACAACAUUUGAUCGCUCCGUCCACCAGCAGUUUUACUUCGCUUUGCGUCGAAGAAAUUAGGCUGGGAAAAAAUUAAGCGAGAGAGAACCGACAUAGGUUGUUUAACCUUACAUCGGACGAGUUCCCCAUUGCAUAUAGUUCAUUGUGGAAAUAGAAUUAAAUCGUUAAAAAAAUAAAGUUACGUGGAAUAAUUGCGUGAGAUAAUACAAUCGUUUGUUUAAAUGUUCCCUUGGUACACCUUCUAAGAGUACACAGGUUUACAGACUCACUGCAUGA
This is a messenger RNA of Ciona intestinalis (vase tunicate), 2464 nucleotides long. RefSeq names its product zinc finger (C2H2)-169 (gene zf(c2h2)-169). Gene Ontology annotation, cellular component: nucleus. Gene Ontology annotation, biological process: regulation of transcription by RNA polymerase II. Gene Ontology annotation, molecular function: DNA-binding transcription activator activity, RNA polymerase II-specific; RNA polymerase II cis-regulatory region sequence-specific DNA binding. The record is from RefSeq and is a predicted model, not a curated record. Lineage: Eukaryota; Metazoa; Chordata; Ascidiacea; Phlebobranchia; Cionidae.